ACCGAGAGGUUCAGCCGGGAGGGACCGGAGAGCAGCGAGAUUCAGGCGGAGUAAACACGGACUGAACACAGGCACGGAGCUGGAGGAUCACCCACAUUUCAUAGUAUCAUUUGUGAUCGGAACCACAAGAAGAUGCCACUGGGAGAGCAACAUUCAUGGAAGAAAAAAUCUGAUGUGAAGGAGAAAUACGAUUUUAAGGAAGUACUGGGAACGGGGGCUUUCUCCGAGGUGGUCCUGGCUGAAGAGAAGAGGACCCAGAAACUCGUGGCUAUAAAAUGCAUCCCCAAAAAGGCUCUAGAGGGAAAAGAGACGAGUAUCGAGAAUGAGAUCGCUGUUCUCCACAAAAUCAAACACGCCAACAUUGUUUCGCUGGAGGACAUUUUCGAGAGCAAAACACAUCUGUACCUGGUCAUGCAGCUUGUGUCUGGGGGCGAGCUGUUCGACCGCAUCAUAGAAAAAGGCUUCUACACAGAGAAAGACGCGAGUAAACUGAUCCAGCAGAUUCUGGACGCUGUGAAGUACCUCCACGACAUGGGCAUCGUACACAGAGACCUCAAGCCGGAGAACCUCCUGUACUACAGUAUGGAGGAAGACUCUAAAAUCAUGAUCAGUGACUUUGGUUUGUCUAAAAUCGAGGGCGCUGGGAGUGUCAUGUCCACAGCCUGCGGGACCCCGGGAUAUGUCGCCCCUGAAGUUCUGGCUCAGAAACCCUAUAGUAAAGCAGUAGACUGCUGGUCCAUUGGAGUCAUUGCAUAUAUUCUAUUGUGUGGGUAUCCCCCGUUUUAUGAUGAGAACGAUGCCAAACUGUUUGAGCAGAUCCUGAAGGCUGAGUACGAGUUUGAUUCUCCGUACUGGGACGACAUCUCUGAUUCAGCCAAAGAUUUCAUUGUUCACCUGAUGGAGAAAGACCCCAGUGUGCGAUACACGUGUGAUCAAGCUCUGCAGCAUCCCUGGAUUGCUGGAGACACGGCUCUGGAUAAGAACAUUCAUGAAUCUGUCAGUGCACAAAUUAAGAAAAACUUUGCCAAAAGUAAAUGGAAGCAAGCAUUCAAUGCCACGGCGGUCGUUCGUCACAUGAGGCGCCUGCAGCUCGGCACCAGCUCAGAGGGACCCACCUCUCUGCCCAGCCCCUGCAGGAACGAGUGCUCAGAGGGUCGGGGUGAAGGGGACGUGGACAGCACAAACUGCACAUAGCACACUCUCCUCCUGCUUUUGAUUUACCACCAAAACAACAACAACACAAUGACCCAGAGACUUCACUCCUCUUUGAAAACUCCUGCUCUGGGUCUAUUGAACUACUGCAGCGUCACUCCAGCUCGCAGCCAGAGGGGGGCGCUCUCACACUGCCUCCCAGCCGCACACAAGGGGCCAGAGGUGAAGAGAGAGAGAAGAGGAGAUGGUACAAAACUGGUUGAAGACAGAAGAGGAGUAAUUUAAACAUGUUUUGAAGUAUAUUGGCUGAAGUAGGUUAAGAUGGAGAUUGGUUUUAUUCACAAAAUUCACUUUUCGUUUUAGUAAUUAUUGUUGUUUUUAUAUUUUUAUGUGAUUUUAACAGCAUAUAUUUGUGCAUAAAGGGGAAUACGUAGUAUUUAGUGAAAUUUUAUUUAAAAUGCUUAGUGGGGUUCAUCUUGGUACACGAAAAUUGGCCUAGUUUUUGGGGAUACCAUUUUGUUAUUUUUGCGGUCUUUUCAACAACAUAACCUCAUAAGAUUUACAAGUUAUAUAUAAAACAAACCACAUUUUGCUUUUAAUUUUCUUUCACCCUAGAACUCACUACGAAUAUAUGACCACUGUUUACAUGUGAGCCGUCCAACUUAUAAUUCAGACAGCACAGAAACACCUUAAUAGACUACAAAAGUAUAUGUUUUUAGAUACUAUAUAAAAAAGGUAUGUGGGUUACUGCUUUGGUCUGUUUGAAUGUAAGGGAAAGUUUUGCAUUUUGUGUUUUAAGAUACUAAUUACGGUGAUGUGCUCCUUGUAUUAAUUUUUCGAGUUGGGUUAUGGAAAAGUUUAUCAUCAACAUAAUAUUUUUGCAGAUUGAAGUAAAAUGAAUUAUUGAAGACUAAAACUAUAUAACUAUGACUUAAUGUACAUGUAUAUUUUUGUUAAUUAGUAAAAAUUUAAGCAAAAACGAGCAGAAGUUUUGAGUGGAGCUGAGAUGGAACCUUGCUUUCUGUGUAAUAGCAGCCUCUGACCUGUAGGGAGUGGUCUGUCUAUGUAGUGCUUUUUGACAUGUUUCUGGAGUAGUUUAUGCAGAAAAACUGUAGCCUUUUGUUCAGUUAUGAUGAUGAUUUAUGUUGUGGAUUUUUAAAGCGACAGUGCGUAACAUUUUGGUUUUAAAUUUCAUAAACAUAACCUUAUCUGUGUCCCUAGAUCCGUUUUUAAACUUCGUGCACCUUCACUAGAAUAAUAACUGUAAAAGUGUCAUAUUUAUUUCAAAUCAAAAGAUACCAAAAGUGAACAUCUGUAAGGGUUUUGUUCAGUUUGUAGCUACAUGUUUUUAUGGGACAACAGUGAUAUGAGAGGUAAAGCAAGUCAUUCUGUGUCUAUAGGGUUGGCAGUGCGAACCCCCCUUCUCCCUAUUGCAUGUAGCCUUUGUGUCACUGGGCAAGACACUUCUCACACUUAACCAAUGUGAAUUUGUGAUUAGGUGCAUUCACACUUGGUCCUGUUCUAGUCCUGGUUUAGCCCUGGUCUAGUUCAGGUUCAUUUCAGGUUCAGUUCAGGGUUUAGUCCCAGUUUAGUCCCAGUUUAGUCCCAGUUUUGAUGUAGAUGCUGUCGGCACUGAAAGGUAGCCAUGAUUGUUAUGUUUCAAAUCAUUGGCCAAAAGUCAUUGUUGAGAAAACCUGAUUGACAUGAUUUAAACAUAAACUUCUUCUUCUUCCUGUUCCAGUAUAAACAUGUUUUGUGGUGCCUUUAAGAGCAAGCUUUUGGUGGUUCUUUGUGCUUCAAACUUUGGACCAUUUUUGCAAAAAUGUUCAUUGUUUUGUAGCAAUCAAAUGCAGUCAGUGUAGGAAAAAAAUCUUUUAAAAGCACACUAUGUAACUUUCUGGUGGUGAAUCCACUACCUGGUUGUCUCCAUGGAGAUUUCAUUGAUUUGCCGUGAAUGUUCCACACUAUGGCAUUAAAAUUAUGUAUCAAUCUAUUUAGCUCUUUUCUCUAUUUUUGGGUAUUGCUCAAAGAUUUCUUGAAAAACAUCUUUUUCUAUAGUGCGCACGGUCACCUCUCCCCAGAUCUGACCUGUAAAAUGAUCUGGUAGAGUCACCUGCUUGUCUCCAUGGUGAUUGAUUGGUUUAAUGGCAUUCAAGUCAAAGCAAUGGACACAAACAGGUGCUAGACCCUUAACCAGUAAAGUUUCAUAGUGCGCCUUUAAACUGAUUAAGCAGCAAAGAGAUUAUUUUUAUUUUUUCAUAGAGUAUAAAUAUAUAAGUAUAUAUAAGUCUGUAUAUCUGUAAGGGUUUUUGUAUUCUGUAAAAUAACAUGCUCUGCUUGUGGGAUGGGCCUGUGUGUAAUGAUACCAGUGAAUAUGGUGUGUUUUAGUGGUGAGGUUUUUGUUUUAAACAAUUGGGGAUUUUUGCAGUGAUUUUGAGCAGUGGGUCUUGUUUUCUGAAGAACACUUGGUGUAUGUAGCUCUCAAGGUGAAGGGUAAAUAAAUUUAUUGUUCUGAACAUUAACAACAUAAGAAUAAAAUGUGUCCCUAUAGAAAACAACGUAAAAGCUCCCAACUGCGGCACAUACAAUUUACGUCAUGUAUGUAACUUUUUAGCCAAAUAAAUAGACUAAAAUAAAAACAUGCUUUCUCAUUUUGUUUUGAAAAUCUCGGGUCCUUACUCAGAGCGAGCGUGCAUCUCCACAAACCUGACUCUUAUUUGGCUUCUUCUGCUUGUUUCCAUGGAAAUAUAUGGUUUUAACGCUCUAUUUCCACAGAAUCAUGCAGUAAUGUGCCACUUCCAGAAAGUUACAUACUGUACCUUCAAGUUAAGUUUGAUUUAGCCAAAAGUGCAGUAUUUUUUCUAAUUAUAAUGGGUAAAUGAAAUAAUUUACAGGUGGUUUUAAGUAUAGACCACGAGGCAGUGAUUGUGGUCUUGUGAUGCGCUGUAAAAAUACUUCUAAGCUUACAACACUAUUUAUUAUAGACCCUAAAAUCAUUGUUAUCCCAAAAAAGGCUUGAAUCGAAGGCUUGCAUUUCCAUUGGCAUUGAAGUUUUUGAACCGUGUAUUACGCCACUGGUCUGGUAUGAACGUGAACCAAAUCAUUACAUCACCAUCUCCCACCACAAAAAGCAAAAACCGUGUCAAUAAAAAAGCAGAAUGGGGUGCUAACUACAUGUUUACAAUAUCUUACUCAGAGAGAAAAAAUUAUUUAAAACAAUUAUAUUUUAUUUUUUAGUUUACACAAUCUUUAAAAUUGUGUUGUACUUUGAGGACUUUAAGAUUUGUACAGUAAAUACAGUAUGUUGCCUUGUCUUUAGUUGUAGCUUUUGGUCAGUGCAAUGCAUUCUGGGUUGUUGAAAGUGAUUAAAAUUCUGUCUAUGCA
Periophthalmus magnuspinnatus is the source of this 4536-nucleotide messenger RNA. RefSeq names its product calcium/calmodulin-dependent protein kinase Ib (gene camk1b). The transcript has 12 exons. NCBI's taxonomy places the organism in Eukaryota, Metazoa, Chordata, Actinopteri, Gobiiformes, Gobiidae. Bases 133 to 1194 code for a protein of 353 amino acids. The record is from RefSeq and is a predicted model, not a curated record. Gene Ontology annotation, biological process: peptidyl-serine phosphorylation. Gene Ontology annotation, molecular function: calmodulin binding; ATP binding; calcium/calmodulin-dependent protein kinase activity. Gene Ontology annotation, cellular component: intracellular anatomical structure.